Molecule: messenger RNA, 588 nt
Organism: Lachancea dasiensis
Lineage: Eukaryota; Fungi; Ascomycota; Saccharomycetes; Saccharomycetales; Saccharomycetaceae
Source: the annotation of a GenBank genome assembly
AUGAGCUCGCUGAAACAGCUCCAGCAGAAGUCGGCACGCAGAAAGCAGGUGUACAGGCCCAUCCUCGACAACCCGUACACGGACGAGGCACACAGCUGGCCCCGCGUCCAGGACCCGGCGGUGGUGGCCGAGCUGACACGGACGCACGUGACCGAGGUGCUGAGGCACGCGCCGGACGCGCUGGAGGCGCACUGCGGGUUCAACGCGGUCGUCGCGUAUCUGCAGCGGGCGGCGGCGCCGCCCGCUGGCGCUCCCGUGUUCCUCUUUGUGUGCAACCGGGACCCGGUGCCCGGCGUCGUGCUGGCGCAGAUCCCGGUGCUGGCCCGUGUGGCGCGAUGCGAGGUGGUGCUGGUGCCGCUGCCGCGAGGGUUCAUCGCGCACUUGGACGGGUGCGGUGGUGGCCGCGGCGCGGGCGGCCACCAGGGCCUCCUGCUGGUGGUCCAGAACGGCGGGUUCGACCCGCACUUUGCCGAGCAGCUGCGCCAGAGAGUGGGUCACGCCACACGAAGCCCAUGGCUCGAGUUCGUGGCGGCGCGCGUCGGCGUGGUGCCGUCGGAAGUUGGCGUGGGCCGGAAAGCGUCGUCCUAG